AUGAAAUUCACUACUGUCGCUGCUACUGCCGGUUUAAUUGCCUCAGCUCACGCUAACUUGGACAUCAGCAAGUCCAUUGGUGUUGGUGCUGAUGUCGGUGUUGAUGUCGGUCUUGACAAAAGCAUUGGCCUUGACAAAUCUAUUGGUCUUGACAAAUCUAUUGGUCUUGACAAGUCUAUUGGUCUUGACAAGUCUAUUGGUCUUGACAAGUCUAUUGGUCUUGACAAGUCUAUCGGUAUUGAAAAGUCCAUUGACAUUGGUGUCAGCAAGUCCAUCGGUGUUGAGAAGACCAAGCCAGCCCCAGCUCCACCAGCUUCAACUACUGUUGCUAGCGAGUCAACUGUGUUGACUACUACUCAUGAAAUCGAAACCACCGUGAUCACCGUCACCCAAUGUAAGGACAAUGCUUGUUCUUCAGUUCCCGUCACUACCGGUGUCACCACUGUCACUGAUGUUACUACCACCUACACCACAUACUGUCCUUUGACUUCGAGUGUCCCACCUCCAGUCAGCUCAUCAGUUGUGCCACCACCACCUCCACCACCAUCUUCUUCCGCUGUUCCACCUCCACCACCAUCUUCAUCUGCUGUCCCACCUACAUCUUCCUCGGUUGUUCCACCUCCAUCUUCCUGGGUUGUUCCCCCAUCAGCUAGUUCAUCGGUUGUUCCACCAAAGAGCUCCUCUUCAGUUGUUCCACCACCAGCUAGCUCAUCAUCCGCUCUUAGCUCCUCCGUGCCACCAAAGAGCUCUUCUUCAGCUGCUCCACCACCACCAGUCAGCUCCUCAUCUUUGGCUACAACCACCACCGAUGUCGAGACCACUACCAUCACCAUCACUUCAUGCAGCGAAAACAAAUGUUGGACCUCUACUGCUACUACUGGUCUCACCACUGUUACUGAAGACACCACCAUCUACACCACUUACUGCCCAUUGACCUCAACUCCAGUUGCCUCAUCUUCGUCUUCAUCAGCUUCAGUUGCUAAGUCCUCAUCGUCGUCGGCUCCAUGGUCAUCUUCAUCAGUUGCUAAGCCUUCAUCGUCAUCGGCUCCAUGGUCAUCGGCUCCAUGGUCAUCUUCAUCAGUUGCUAAGCCUUCAUCGUCAUCGGCUCCAUCAUCUGGCGCAGCUUCACUGACCACCCCAGUCUCCAGCACCACCGCUACUCCAAAGUCAUCCACUACCGUGUCAGUCUUGCAAGGUGCCGCAUCUGGAAACAGCCCCGUUUUCGCCUUGUUGGCCAUUGCUUUGGCUUACUUUAUGUAA
This is a messenger RNA of Lodderomyces beijingensis, 1260 nucleotides long. The record is from the annotation of a GenBank genome assembly. NCBI's taxonomy places the organism in Eukaryota, Fungi, Ascomycota, Pichiomycetes, Serinales, Debaryomycetaceae.